Molecule: messenger RNA, 5222 nt
Organism: Nothobranchius furzeri (turquoise killifish)
Lineage: Eukaryota; Metazoa; Chordata; Actinopteri; Cyprinodontiformes; Nothobranchiidae
Gene: snx27a
Product: sorting nexin 27a
Biological process (GO): endocytic recycling; signal transduction; intracellular protein transport
Cellular component (GO): early endosome
Molecular function (GO): phosphatidylinositol-3-phosphate binding; protein binding
Source: RefSeq, a predicted model, not a curated record
GGUUAUUACCAAUAGAGUCGGUCUGUUUGGAGCUAACGUAACCCAGGGACAGAGCUGGAGUGUUGUUUUGAAUCUGCUAGCAAACACCGACUGCAGGAGAAGGUUUUAGAGCCUGACGAGAAGAAGAUGGCGGAUGUUGUAGACGAAGAAACUCGGCCAGUUCUCCCUGCGGCAUCCCGCAACGGUCCGGUUGUUGACGGUUCCUCGGCGGGCACCGUGGGCCAGAAUGCAGCAAUGGUAACGUCAGGUCCGAGGGUAGUAAGGAUCGUCAAGUCGGAGUCUGGCUACGGUUUCAAUGUUCGCGGUCAAGUCAGCGAAGGAGGGCAGCUUCGGAGCAUCAAUGGGGAACUGUACGCUCCGCUCCAACAUGUCAGCGCUGUUUUGCCCGGAGGUGCUGCAGACCGAGCUGGGAUAUCGAAGGGUGACAGGAUCCUGGAGGUCAAUGGCGUGAAUGUGGAAGGUGCAACCCACAAGCAGGUGGUGGACCUGAUCCGCGCAGCAGAGAUGGAGCUGGUUCUGGCCGUGCUGUCGGUUCCACCUCAGGAGGCUGAUGGGCUAGAAGGAGGGGACGACGUCCAACUUAGCUACGACUACGGUGACAAACAGGCCGUCCCCAUUUCUGUUCCCACGUACAAACAUGUAGAGCAGCACUCGGAGAGAUUUGUGGUGUACAAUGUGUACAUGUCAGGAAGGCAGCUGUGCUCGAAACGCUACCGUGAAUUUGCCAUCCUGCAUCAAAACCUCAAGAGAGAAUUCUCUAACUUCAACUUCCCAAAGCUUCCUGGUAAAUGGCCCUUCUCCCUCUCUGAACAGCAGCUGGAUGCUCGUCGUAGAGGCCUGGAGGAAUAUCUGGAGCGAGUGUGUUCUGUGCGGGUGAUUGGCGAGAGUGACAUCAUGCAGGAGUUCCUGUCUGAGUCAGACGAAAACUACAACGGCGUGACAGAUGUAGAGCUGAGGAUAGCCCUGCCAGAUAAGACCACCAUCUCCGUCCGAGUCCGUAAAAACAGCACCACAGACCAGGUGUACCAGGCGUUGGUGAUGAAGGUUGGAAUGGACAGUAUUAUGGCGAGCUACUUCGCCCUUUUUGAAGUCAUCAACCAUUCUUUUGUGAGGAAGCUGGCACCGAACGAGUUCCCUCACAAGCUUUACGUUCAAAACUACACAUCAGCUGUUCCCGGUACUUGCUUAGCUCUCCGCAAAUGGUUGUUUAGCAUUCAGGAAGAGGAGUUGCUACGAGAUAACCCGCUGGCACUGCAUUACUGCUUCCAUCAGGCACUGGACGAUGUGAAGAAGGGAUUCAUAAAGACAGAGGACAAAUCCUACCAGCUGCAGAAGCUGGUGGAGCAGCGCAAGAUGGCCACGUACCUCAGCCUGUUGCGGACGUGUGAGGGCUACAACGAGGUGGUCUUCCCCCACUGCUCCUGUGACUCCAGGAGGAAGGGUCACGUCAUCACGGCUAUCAGCAUCCAUCACUUCAAGCUGCACGCCUGCACCGAGGACGGCACGCUGGAGAACCAGGUAAUAUCAUUUGAGUGGGCGGAGAUGCAGCGCUGGGACACGGACGAGGAGGGGAUGGCGUUCUGCUUCGAGUAUGCCAGAGGAGAGAAGAAACCCCGCUGGGUUAAGAUUUUCACUCCUUAUUUCAACUACAUGCACGAGUGCUUCGAGCGUAUCUUUUGUGAGCUGAAGUGGAGGAAGCAGGUGGAGGAAGAGGCCUCUGAUAAAGACAACAAAAACUGCAGCAACAACGAGUAUCUGCCUCCUCUGGAGACGCAGCAGAAGGGAUGGCGCCACCUAGGGGGGGAAAUCGCUACUUCCUAAAAAAAAUAAAGCCCCGUCACUCAAACCAGAACUGAUCCACUCGCCUCAUCACAGCCACCCACAGAGAGCGCCCAUUGUCAAACUAAGGAGCUGGGAGACCGAGGUUGUCCCGCCUCCUUUUUCCUCCUCCUCCUGAAAGGAGAUGACCAGUUUGGGAUGCUGGAAGAAAAUCCAGAGACGAGCAAAGCGAAGGAAGGAAAAUCAGCAAAAGCCAGCUUUGUAUUUAAUUUACCAGAUCUCCAUUACGUGUCUUUCCUCAUGCAUCUGCCCCGGGACGUCCAGGCUCAACACUAGCAACAUUCUCACCCGUGGACGAGACGGCCCACCGCUCAGGUCUGCCGUGGCUCGGCUGCAAAGCCUCGAAAGGAGCUGACUUCUGGAAUGGAGUUUAGCUGUUCUUACUGACCCGAAUGGCAAACUGAGCUUAGAUGAAAAAAUGGGGCGUUGGUGGAAAAUGUAUUUUCUUUUGCUUCUGUCACAGCCGGUGAUAAGAGAAGAAAGCAAAAACGACACAUAACACUGAUGCUGGACAUUAACAGAAUAGAAGUCAUGUUUUCUAACUGUGGGAUUGUUGGCGUCCUGUUUCUGUCUGAGAACACAAGCAGCACAAAUGUCAUAAUCGAAGUGUUCCUCAUUGAUUUGUAUGUUUAACAAACUGAUGAAAUAUAGAUUAAUAUAAGAGCUGUAAAAAAAAAAAAUGGUUUUCUUGAUCUCACUGAGCUCCACGUUGGCCCGGCUCGGGUCUAACCUGCGCUGCAGAGUGACAUCUGCUGGCAGGCAACCAUUAAUCCGGCUGUAUGGAUAUUUUAUCCCCAUCGGAAGUGUUUUAUGGUGGCAAUUCUGCAGAGCUCCAGAGCUGAGCGAAGGCGGCUUUGUCAUUCUGGGCUCUGCAGGAAUAAUCUCUUCAACAAAAGGUUGAUGGGCCAAAGCGUUAAUGUUAUUGAAACAUCACACCGUACACUACGGGGAACCUGACAGAUUGUGAAUAAAACAGCAGGAUUUGUGUGUGCAGGGGUGCAGUUCUCUGAGCAGGCAGCAGGGGGCAGCAGAGUAUUAGGCCCAGCCAGUCAGUGGGAUGAAAUGAAAAUGUUUAUGCCUCUGGGUCUGUAAGUGACCCAAAAGUUUCACUCUCUCACAUUAAGUCAGGAGGAAGAUGAUGUGUCUCCAGCCACACCCACUCAGUAUUAGCCGUGUGAUUUAAGGAAAGUACACUUGUGAAUUUCUGUCUUGCGAAUCAUAGUUUUAUUUAUGUUUUUUAUGUGUUUACCAGGUUUUUUCUUCAGUGUACUGUAGAAGCUGACAGGUUCUCUCUAAACGGAGACGAUGCUGGGGUUCUGCUCAUCCCACUAAGGGCUAGUGUUUAAAUCAACUAGUUCAGCAAUGUGCUUUAUUUAAAAAAAAUCAUUCAUGAGUCUGAAUAAAUACCUUUUAGGUAGUAAAAUAAUAAAUUCAGAAACAUAGAAACUGAAAAUUUUCACUCUAAAGAAGAGAUUAAAAAAUCUUCAGAAUAAGUUUUCAGUACACGUUUGACUUCAGCAGAUUAAAGUCGAGCUACGUGUGUGUGUGUGUGUGUGUGUGUGUGUGUGUGUGUGUGUUUGGAGCUUGUGCUGCCCGCGCGUGUCCUCCGUGUUUAUCGUUGACAUUGCUGAUAAGCUGUUAGACUAUGAUUGGACGUGUCUGAUGAGCUGUUGGUGCAAAACGAAGAUGGGAUUUGGGUGUAAGACACCAGGCGGAUUUAGACAAAUGAGAAGUGUUAAACGCACACACACACACCUUCUACGCUGUAAGAAAUUUGUUUAUUUGACAUGUAAUAGUUGCCUCUGGGUUACGCAGCAGUUUAUAGCGAUACACACGGCCCGCUGUAGCUUGUGGCCUGAUUGAGAGGGUUCAGAAUCCUGGAUGCUGAUGCUGACGGCUAAAGUAAUAACCAAUUUAGAGAUGGAUGAUGGAAGAUCUGCAGCUGCUCGACCAUGAUGGCGUUUUUGUUUGACUUUACUUGUGACACAGAGGGGAGGCCGUCAGAGGUCCGUGAUUGUGUGCUUGUUUGUCCUCUACUCUCGCUCUCCUCAGGUUGCUCUGCCAUCACGGCAGGGGGAAUGCGGUUGCCGUGGCAGCAACACGUUGCCUCAACACGCUCAGUGCAGCUUCUGUUCCUUUUAUUCCCGUCAUCCAACCGUCUCGCUCCUCCCAAUAAUGUAUUCAACGCUGUGGUUUUUGCCGUUUGAUGUUUGUUCUCUGUCUCAGUGGCUGCUGUGAAUACGCUUCUAGAAAGCGGCUUUUAUUUAAUUUCAUUUCAUUUUUGGGGGGGGGUUGAAUUGAAGUAUUUAGUGGUUUGAUUUGUCUUGUCUAUCCCAUGUGCCGCCUUAUGGUCGAUCAUAGACAGGUUAGUGUGUGUGUUUCCUGUCAGCUGUUGUUCGUUUCACCCCGUGGGCUAAAUGCCAUAGUUGAGAAUAAAUAAAAAAGCGAGAGCGCAGAUGUGACGAGAAUGUAGCCGGGCACGUCUUUAGACAGGUGAGCUGUUUGAUGUUGUCGGAGCGUGCGGCGUUGAGAUGCUGCACGAAUAAGCGAACGGUUAUUUAUUAAAAGAACAAAUUCAGGUAUGAUUUCAGUUACAUGAAUGUUGGAGGGUGCACGAAACUUAAGAGUUAGUAAAAAAUAAAAUAAAAAUGUGAGGGCAAGGCUCUGAAAGUUUCUCCAUCACUAUUUGGAGUGCAGUUGCUACGGCAACACAUCAGCUGUCUGAGUCUUGUGUUAAGUCUGCGUUAGUUGAAGUUGUGUAGCUCACACUCCGCUUUUUGUUCUUAUUUUUCUGUCUUUGCUGGAUGUUUUGGGUCCAGUCGGAGUCGUUCUCAUCUGUGGAGACUCGGUAUUCAUCACAGAUGCUGCACAGCCCGCGUCCUAACGUUGACUAGCAUGACGGGUGGAUGUAAGUGCUGUUUUAAAAACAAAGUGUCUACCUAUAAUUAGCUGCUUUGGAAGGAAAAACCAAAAAAGCAGCGACAGAAAAACUCCUAAAAAGCAUUUGUCUUCAGUUUAACCUAUAAAAUGUUUUUAAAUGAAAGAAAAAGUAUCCUACUUUCAAAAUAAAUGCACUCUAAUUUCCUCAAACUUCUAUUUAUUUAAAGAUAUUUCUCAAAUUCUAGUGUGAAACCUUUCUAGACACUAUUCACUCUUUAUUUAGUGUGGGGGCCUACUACAAAAGACUCAGUUGUUUAAAAUGUGGUUUCUCAUUUGAUGAGUGUAUAAAGACAUCAAUUAACUCAAGCUAAAAAAAAUAGUUUUAUAUCUAAAAAUGUCUUUGAAGGUUUACUAACCAGUAUAAAAAAUACAAAAAUUUAAAAUGUUGUGUAGAGUAAUAAAUUGUAACAAUAUUUUAAAUAAAGUUAUAUAUUGGGAAAGGU